AUGAGUCUUCAGCUAACAAAGCAACUUCUGGCCGUAUUGUUGCCCCGAUAUGGGUCGGGUCGAAUCCCUUGCAACACACCUGCUAGCUUGCUAGGGCGGCUCCAGACCCGCUUCGGCGUUGGAUUUCGGCUUAAGCUUCAGAAGCUGCGGGCUAAACCGAACAUGGGAGAACGAAGGAUCAAAUUUGUGGAGGCGACGAUCCAGCCGCUUAAACAACUAUUGGCAGAUGACGAUCCCUAUGUCAGAAAGACUGCUGCAUUUUGUGUCGCGAAGCUUUAUGAUCACGACCGAAAGCUUGUGGAAAGGUCCGAUUUGAUCCUCCAACUGAACGACAUGCUCAAGGAUGACAACCCAACUGUUGUGUCAAGUGCUCUUGCGGCACUGACGGAUCUUUGGGAAAGGAGCAAUUCUAUUACUCUUACGAUUGAUUAUAAAAGCGCAUCCAAAUAA
Messenger RNA from Paracoccidioides brasiliensis Pb18, 450 nucleotides. RefSeq lists its product as uncharacterized. Gene Ontology annotation, biological process: vesicle-mediated transport. The transcript has 2 exons. The record is from RefSeq and is a predicted model, not a curated record. Bases 1 to 450 code for a protein of 149 amino acids.